AUGAGCAGAGCAUUAGUACCUGGCAGGCAUAUCUCAUGGUCUCGCGCCGCACAGUCUCACAGGGCACAGUCUCGAUGCCUCCCGCAACAGCGAAGAGGCUUUGCUGACGUCGCUGAAGGCCUCCGGCCAUACGAUGUCGUCGUUAUUGGUGGGGGCCAUGCUGGUUCCGAGGCAUGCGCUGGCGCUGCGCGGUCGGGCGCGAGGACGGCACUCAUCACUCCGAAGCUUGAUAACAUAGGGGUAUGCUCUUGCAACCCGAGUUUCGGUGGCAUAGGGAAGGGAACUAUGCUGAGGGAGGUUGAUGCGCUUGAUGGUGUUGCGGGGAGAAUCAUCGACAAGGCUGGUGUUCAAUUUAAGGUUUUGAAUAAGAAGAAAGGUCCUGCCGUCUGGGGUCCCCGGGCACAAAUUGAUAGGUCUCUUUACAAGCAGUUUAUGAGGGAGGAAUUAGAGAGCUAUCCCAAUUUGUCAAUUGUGCCGGGUAGUGUGGCGGAUAUCAUUGUUACACCAGAUAAUGAUAGCCCUGCUAAUAAGGGGAAGAUCACUGGCGUACGUCUGGAAUCGGGCGAGAUAAUACCAACUAACCAAGUUGUGAUAACUACUGGAACAUUUCUCGGUGGUGAAAUUCAUAUUGGCCUUGAGUGUUAUCCCGCCGGACGUAUGGGGGAGGCUGCUACCUUUGGUUUAAGUAAAUCCUUGAAAGAUGCUGGCUUUCAACUUGGUAGAUUGAAGACCGGUACCCCCCCUCGUCUAGCCAAAAAUAGCAUUGACUUCACAUCACUUGAGGCUCAACACGGUGAUGAUCCGCCUACACCUUUCAGCUAUCUCAAUGAUACAGUGGCCGUCAAAGAUCAACUACUUUGCUAUGCUACCUACACCAAUGCGGCUUCGCAUGACGUGGUCCGCGCCAACCUCGAUAAAUCCAUCCACAUCCGAGAAACUGUCAAAGGACCCAGAUACUGCCCGUCGCUAGAAUCCAAAAUCAUCAGGUUCUCCGAUAAGGAAAGGCAUAUCAUCUGGCUUGAGCCCGAAGGCUUCGACAGCAAUGUCAUCUACCCCAAUGGAAUCUCCAUGACUAUCCCAGCCGAUGCACAGGAGCAGUUAUUAAGGACAGUCAAAGGUCUUGAAAAUGUCACUAUGCUGCAGGCUGGUUAUGGGGUAGAGUACGACUAUGUCGACCCUCGGAGUCUAAAAGCAAGCUUGGAGACAAAGGCAAUUCGCGGGUUGUUCUUAGCAGGCCAGAUAAAUGGCACUACUGGGUAUGAGGAAGCCGCGGCCCAGGGCAUCAUUGCUGGAAUCAAUGCAGGAUUGGCAUCACGCUCGCAGCCUCCAAUGGUGCUGUCUCGCAGCGAUGGAUACAUUGGAAUUAUGAUAGAUGAUUUGAUCACCAAAGGUGUAUCGGAGCCAUAUCGCAUGUUCACGUCACGGAGCGAGUACAGAAUGAGUGCCAGAGCAGACAAUGCCGAUCUGCGGCUGACUGCGAAGGGGAGAGAGGCUGGUGUCGUUGGAGAUAGACGGUGGUCCAACUUCCAAGACCAAGUCUCCCAAAUGGACGGCCUCAAAGCUGUCCUACAAGCAAAAUAUAUAUCUCCGCCUAAUUGGAUCAAGCAUGGGUUCAAAGUCGGUAGCGAUGCAACACGGCGAACAGCCUUUGAAGUUCUGCGGAUCGCUGGCGCCACUGUUCCAGAUAUGGAAAGAGUUAUUCCAGAAGUCUCGCAGUACUCGCCCAAUAUUCAAAAUCGAGUUGGGAUCGAGGCAGUGUACGCACCGUACAUUGCUCAGCAGACAGCAUCUAUGAGAUCAUUUCAGAAAGAUGAGAAUCUGAAAUUACCAGUAGACUUGGAGUAUGACCAAGUGCAUGGGCUUUCGAUGCAUGAGAAGUCAGUUCUCCAAGCUACCAGACCGGAAUCUGUUGGGCAGGCGCGGCGCAUCGAAGGCAUGACACCUUCUGGACUUGUCAAACUGUUGGCGUAUAGUCAGAUGAGAAAUCGAGGGUUAAAAUUAGCGGUGUCGAGUAGAGAAGGGGCCCUACUCGAGCAUGGUGGCUACCCCUGA
Lachnellula hyalina is the source of this 2052-nucleotide messenger RNA. It is a transcript of the gene MTO1, whose product is annotated as Mitochondrial translation optimization protein. The transcript has 3 exons. Gene Ontology annotation, cellular component: cytosol. Gene Ontology annotation, biological process: tRNA methylation; tRNA wobble uridine modification. Gene Ontology annotation, molecular function: flavin adenine dinucleotide binding. The record is from RefSeq and is a predicted model, not a curated record. Lineage: Eukaryota; Fungi; Ascomycota; Leotiomycetes; Helotiales; Lachnaceae. The coding region runs from base 1 to 2052 and encodes 683 amino acids.